Messenger RNA from Pongo pygmaeus (Bornean orangutan), 2815 nucleotides. It is a transcript of the gene GPNMB, whose product is annotated as glycoprotein nmb. NCBI's taxonomy places the organism in Eukaryota, Metazoa, Chordata, Mammalia, Primates, Hominidae. Bases 201 to 1796 code for a protein of 531 amino acids. The record is from RefSeq and is a predicted model, not a curated record. Gene Ontology annotation, cellular component: plasma membrane. Gene Ontology annotation, biological process: cell adhesion. Gene Ontology annotation, molecular function: integrin binding. The transcript has 11 exons.
AGUUGUAAGAGGUUGAACUUGAGAGACCAGAUCAGGCAAUGCCGCUUAAUACCAUCACAUGAUCCUCCCCGAGGCCCUGUAUUUAAUUAAAAUAGAGAGGGAGGCACCACAGAUGCCAGAAGAACACUGUUGCUCUUGGUGGAUGGGCCCAGAGGAAUUCAGCGUUAAACCUUGAGUGCCUGCGUCCGUGAGAAUUCAGCAUGGAAUGUCUCUACUAUUUCCUGGGAUUUCUGCUCCUGGCUGCAAGAUUGCCACUUGAUGCCGCCAAACGAUUUCAUGAUGUGCUGGGCAAUGAAAGACCUUCUGCUUACAUGAGGGAGCACAAUCAGUUAAAUGGCUGGUCUUCUGACGAAAAUGACUGGAAUGAAAAACUCUACCCAGUGUGGAAGAGGGGAGACAUGAGGUGGAAAAACUCCUGGAAGGGAGGCUGUGUGCAGGCGGUCCUGACCAGUGACUCACCAGCCCUCGUGGGCUCAAAUAUAACAUUUGUGGUGAACCUGGUAUUCCCUAGAUGCCAAAAGGAAGAUGCCAAUGGCAACAUUGUCUAUGAGAAGAACUGCAGAAAUGAGGCUGGUUUAUCUGCUGAUCCGUAUGUUUACAACUGGACAGCAUGGUCAGAGGACAGUGACGGGGAAAAUGGCACUGGCCAAAGCCAUCAUAACGUCUUCCCCGAUGGGAAACCUUUUCCUCACCACCCCGGAUGGAGAAGAUGGAAUUUCGUCUACGUCUUCCACACACUUGGUCAGUAUUUCCAGAAAUUGGGACGAUGUUCAGUGAGAGUCUCUGUGAACACAGCCAAUGUGACACUUGGGCCUCAACUCAUGGAAGUGACUGUCUACAGAAGACAUGGACGGGCAUAUGUUCCCAUCGCACAAGUGAAAGAUGUGUACGUGGUAACAGAUCAGAUUCCUGUAUUUGUGACUAUGUCCCAGAAGAACGAUCGAAAUUCAUCCGAUGAAACCUUCCUCAAAGAUCUCCCCAUUCUGUUUGAUGUCCUGAUUCAUGAUCCUAGCCACUUCCUCAAUUAUUCUACCAUUAACUACAAGUGGAGCUUCGGGGAUAAUACUGGCCUGUUUGUUUCCACCAGUCACACUGUGAAUCACACGUAUGUGCUCAAUGGAACCUUCAGCCUUAACCUCACUGUGAAAGCUGCAGCACCAGGACCUUGUCCACCACCGCCACCACCACCCAGACCUCCAAAACCCACCCCUUCUUUAGCAACUACUCUAAAAUCUUAUGAUUCAAACACCCCAGGACCUGCUGGUGACAACCCCCUGGAGCUGAGUAAGAUUCCUGAUGAAAACUGCCAGAUUAACAGAUAUGGCCACUUUCAAGCCACCAUCACAAUUGUAGAGGGAAUCUUAGAGGUUAACAUCAUCCAGAUGACAGACGUCCUGAUGCCGGUGCCAUGGCCUGACAGCUCCCUAAUAGACUUUGUCGUGACCUGCCAAGGGAGCAUCCCCACGGAGGUCUGUACCAUCAUUUCCGACCCCACAUGCGAGAUCACCCAGAACACAGUCUGCAGCCCUGUGGAUGUGGAUGAGAUGUGUCUGCUGACAGUGAGACGAACCUUCAAUGGGUCUGGGACAUACUGUGUGAACCUCACCCUGGGGGAUGACACAAGCCUGGCUCUCACGAGCACCCUGAUUUCUGUUCCUGACACAGACCCAGCCUCCCCUUUAAGGAUGGCAAAUAGUGCCCUGAUCUCCGCUGGCUGCUUGGCCAUAUUUGUCACUGUGAUCUCCCUGUUGGUGUACAAAUUGUUUUCAGAAAACAUAAGGAAUACAAACCAAUAGAAAAUAGUCCUGGCAAUGUGGUCAGAAGCAAAGGCCUGAGUGUCUUUCUCAACCGUGCAAAAGCCGUGUUCUUCCCGGGAAACCAGGAAAAGGAUCCGCUACUCAAAAACCAAGAAUUUAAAGGAGUUUCUUAAAUUUCGACCUUGUUUCUGAAGCUCACUUUUCAGUGCCAUUGAUGUGAGAUGUGCUGGAGUGGCUAUUAACCCUUUUUUUCCUAAAGAUUAUUGUAAAAUAGAUAUUGUGGUUUGGGGAAGUUGAAUUUUUUAUAGGUUAAAUGUCAUUUUAGAGAUGGGGAGAGGGAUUAUACUGCAGGCAGCUUCAGCCAUAUUGUGAAACUGAUAAAAGCAACUUAGCAAGUCUUCCUUUCAUUAUUUGUUAUGUUUCACUUAUAAAGUCUUAGGUAACUAGUAGGAUAGAAACACUGUGUCCCAAGAGUAAGGAGAGAAACUACUAUUGAUUAGAGCCUAACCCAGGUUAACUGCAAGGAGAGGCAGGGUACUUUCAGCUUUCCAUGUAACUAUAUGCAUAAAACCAAUGUAGUCCAGUUUCUAAGAUCAUGUUCCAAGCUAACUGAAUCUCACUUCAAUACACACUCAUGAGCUCCUGAUGGAACAAUAACAGGCCCAAGCCUUUGGUAUGAUGUGCACACUUGUUAGACUCACAAAAAACACUACUCUCAUGAAUGGGUGGGAGUAUUUUGGUGACAACCUGCUUUGCUUGGCUGAGUGAAGAAAUGAUAUUCAUAUAUUCAUUUAGUCCAUGGACAUUUAGUUAGUGCUUUUUAUAUACCAGGCAUGAUGCUGAGUGACACUCUUGUGUAUAUUUCCAAAUUUUUGUACAAUCGCUGCACAUAUUUGAAAUCAUACAUUAUGACUUUCCAAAGGAUGGGGUCCCUGGUUUUUCAUGGCAACUUGAUCAGUAAGGAUUUCACUCUGUUUGUAACUAAAACCAUCUACUAUAUGUUAGACAUGACAUUCUUUUUCUCUCCUUCCUGAAAAAUAAAGUGUGGGAAGACACAA